AAAAUUAGCCGUGACCGAGCGUCCGCGCGUACCUCCCAAGUGCCACGGAUCUUCAGGGUGGAACAGCAAACAGCUCUCCUCUGUCCUGUUUUCUUAGUGCGGGUAGCUAGCUGUGUGAGCUAGCAUUUUGCAGAUAUGCUUACUGCGGUGCGUUGUGUGCUGUCCAAGCUGGUUUCUCCGCUGUGGAGGACAGUCGAAGUGGAAGGAGACAUUUUCUCCCAUGAAUCAGGUAGGGAAGACAUUCGCCACCUGAGGGGCCGGGUGAUAACCCAGCUGUGUCUUGACUAUGGCAUGAUCGACGAUGCCAUCUACUUCACUAGUGGUGAGGUCUUGGGUGGCGUGCCACUGAAAGAAGGAGACCUGGUCAACUGUAUAGCAGUAAGAGAUGGUUCUGAAGGGGGAUGGAAAGCUUUAAGGGUGGAGAAGAGUGCAGAUGCUUGGGAGGAUGGAGGAAAAACCUCCUUGGAAGCUGACAUUAUGCAGCUGCGGCCUCUCGUUGGCAUGGUCACAUCAUUUGAUGGAGAUGGUGGCUACAUAAAUCAAACCACAUACUUCCCAAGCCACAGUCUUUGGGAAGGUUACGAGCCAAUGAAAGGAGACUGGGUCCAAGCAAAAUAUUUUAUCAAUCCUAACCAGUGGACCACCCAAGCUCAUUCUGUGGUCCCUUUACGCUAUUGCCGCCUAGACCAAGUGCGUGUGACCAGUAUCUAUGGUCGUAGUGGAGUGGUGGAUGACAGUGUUUUCUUCAGCUUGGACUCUCUCCUGCUCCCUGCCCGUUACGAGCCUUCAGUAGGACAUUUGGUUAACCUGGUAAUGGUAGAGAGCAGUCAGUCACUCUAUAGCUGGAGGGCUCUUUGCAUGGCACCCUUCUCUCAGAGUGCAAAUCUUUCUGCUACGCCUCUCAGAGAGGCUGAGCUGAAGAGCAUCUUAGAAGAUAAAGGUGGGCUGAAUGUAACAGACUACGGACAGUUUGGGGAACUGAUGACUGGGGAGACACGAGAGCUGGUGCUCUGGAUACAAAAUAAAGGUUCAGAGACCCACAAGUUGACACACUGCGACUUUGCUGGCUGGGACUCAGAAGAACAGUUCACUCUGGUUAGUGUUAAAGGAUUGACAUCACUGAGGCAAAAAGGGCAGCAGCUGCAAGAAAACCCUGUCAAGUCUUCAGAAAUACAAGUGAAAGAUGGAAAAGAUGGAGACAAAGAAAAUGGCGAUGCGCAGAAGGAGGCGGUCCAUUCCCCCGGUCUAAGAAGACAGGAAAGCGAGUUGGAUAUUUUACCUGGAGAGAGACUGCCAGUUGUUGUAGCCUGCGAGGCAAAGGGCCUGGGAACUUGUGCUGAGCUGCUACUGCUGCACUUCUCUUCUUUCACCAUCGGGAGGCGCUUGAAGGUCACCGUGCGCAGUGAAUGUGAAGAUGUGCUCCAGCCCUCUGUACCCUACACUCCUACUGAUAAUCGCCCAGUCGCUGCAAAAUCUCCUCACGUGAUCACAGUAGCUGCUCCGAAAAUGACACCAAGGCUUCCUAAGCGGCGGUUGCCACAAUUUCUACCCAACUACCCUGUGCCUCACGCUCUAAGAGACUGUGUGGAAACCCAGAGCGAUGUCCUGGUAGUUGAGCCCUGCCUUGGAGAGGUGCUGUCUCCGUCGAACAUGCAGUCGCGUUUCUCAGUCCUUCUCUGGCUGGAAGAGUUGCACGCAGAAAGGGAACUGAGAGAAUUCUCUAUCAGUGGAGCGCUUCUCAGGAAAGGGGCUGUCUACCUGCACCUCGAGGUCCCCGGUUUGGCCGAAGGCAGACCUAAUCUCAAUAUAGGGGACAGAAUAAUACUGAAGAAGCUACAGAGUGAUGGUGUGGUAAUGGAGUACAUUAGCUACGUCACAGAGAUCAAUGAUGAGGAUGUGAGUUUACGAGUGAACUCAGACUUUCAGCGCAGCUACCUUGGAGAGCCACUAGAUGUUGAGUUCUCUUACAACAGAUUGACUAUGAGGCGGUGUCACAGUGCACUUGAACAGACAAAACACUUUGGGGAAGUUCUCUUCCCCUCAAGAGUGACACCUCGGACCCCUCGGUGGACUGGAAAAUGGAUGGAUAAACUAGAUGAAGACAAAACGGUAGAGAACAAUAAGGCACCAGCCACUGAAAAUGGAAAAGUGUCAGGCAUUACCAUUGACAUGAAGUCAAAAGGCACACAGACUAAAGAUUGUGCACCACCAUCUAAACCCCUCCCCACCAAAGGGCACUUCUUUAACCCAGACCUGAACCCCCCUCAGAAGGAGGCAGUGAAGAGGAUCCUAGCAGGGGAGUGUCGGCCCCUUCCGUACGUGCUCUUUGGACCUCCAGGCACUGGAAAGACGAUCACCAUUAUAGAGGCCAUACUCCAGGUUUACCACUUUAUGCCCAGUAGUCGGGUACUUGUAUGCACCCCCUCCAAUAGUGCUGCUGACCUCAUCUGCAUCCGCCUACAUAACAGUGGCUUCCUGCAUGCUGCGAGUUUGGCCCGUGUCAAUGCGUCCUGUAGGCAGAAUGAGUCUAUCCCAGAAGUGCUGAGAGUGUACUCCAGGGCAGGAGAGGACAUUCGUCAAGCUGCUUUCCACAGGAUUGUGGUCAGCACCUGCUCCAGUGCUGGCAUGUUCCAUAAUAUAGGCCUACCAGUGGGACACUUUACUCAUCUGUUUCUGGAUGAAGCCGGUCAAGCCACUGAGCCAGAGUCCCUGAUCCCGAUGAGCAUUGUGUCUGAAAGAGAUGGACAGAUAGUUUUAGCUGGAGACCCCUGCCAGUUGGGUCCGCUUGUGAAGUCCAAGAUAGCUAGUGCCUUUGGCUUUGGGGUGUCUUUGUUGGAGAGGCUGAUGGCCAACCCUCUGUACUCCAGACAGGACUGGGGCUACAAUCCGAAACUGGUAACUAAGCUGGUCUACAACUAUCGUUCUCAUGAGGCCUUGCUCACACUGCCUUCAAAGCUCUUCUAUCAGGGAGAACUGUGCUGUAAAGGACCCAGGCCUAUUGUGGACUCCCUCUGCCAGUGGAAAAAUCUGCCCAAAAAAGGCUUCCCACUUCUUUUUCAUGGAGUCAGGGGGACAGAAAUGAGAGAAGGUAACAACCCAUCAUGGUUUAACCCAGUAGAAGCUGUACAGGUCAUGCUAUACUGCUGUCAACUGGCAAAGAAGCUCUACAAUCCUGUCCAUGCCUCUGACAUUGGCGUCAUUGCCCCCUACAAAAAACAAUGUGAGAAGAUUCGUGUCCUGCUGGGGAAGGUGGGCCUGUCGGACAUCAAAGUGGGCUCUGUGGAGGAGUUCCAAGGACAAGAGUUUCUGGUCAUCAUUUUGUCUACGGUGCGCUCUAGUGAGUCACUACAGAGUGAUGAUCUAAAGAGUACGCUUGGCUUUCUGGCCAACCCAAAACGCUUCAAUGUGGCCAUCACUCGACCCAAAGCUCUGCUUUUAAUUGUUGGAAACCCACACAUUCUCAUUAGGGACCCAUGCUUCAGGGCUCUGCUUGAGUACUGCUAUAUUAAUGAGGCUUAUCUGGGCUGCGACCCUCCUUCCUCUCUUCAAGAUGUUCACACUGUUGCAGAGGAGCAAAGGAGCACAUAAAAGGGACAAUAACAGAGGGUGUACUCCAGCACAGUCAACCUGGCAAUCCAAUUAUGUUUAAAUUUGUAUUUCCUCCUUCACAUUUUCUCGGCUUUGCUCUGUGUACCUCUUAACGUAAUUGCUUUAAAAAGAAAAAUAUCUUGUUUACUUAAGAGCCAAAUGCAGUCCCACUGGGAUGAGAAAUAAAGGUGACACUCAUGAUCACGGCCCAAGCAUUCUUGUGUCCUACCAUUAAGUUGAUGUGCUUGACACUGCAUAAGAUGGUUCAGAUUUUUGGGUGAAUUACCGAGAAUUGCACCUUAAUGGUCCCAGUGUGUUUAUCUACCCAGUCUGCACAGUAAUGGUUCCAGAGUUAUUUGAAUGGAAUCGACCUUGCUUUUAAAGCAGAAAUUUCUAAGUAAUGUGGUGCCAGCUCUUUGAUAAACAAGAGAAAAUGGUUACAACAAAACAAAGUUUUGGUAUAUUGAGGGCAUUAACCUAAGCAGAUGUCUGCGGAUUUUAUGGGCAAGUUGUCUGCAUAAGUUGAUAUAACAGUGUCUGCCCAUAAGACCUGGAGACUGGAUGUGACAAUUGAGUGCUAUUGAAAGUCUGCACAUUCACCGUCAGUCAUACUGGAGCCCAGUGGGUGGAGUAAUGGGAAGAGAAAAGAGGAAAAUGGGGGUUCAGUGUCUUUAAGUUAAUGGGUCUAUUAGAAGCAGGGAGGGGAUAACGCUUAUCUGAACUGUGAGAGAGCCCAGCUCAGACACAAAGUCCCUUUUCUUUUCUUCCAAGAGACACCCCUAUCUUUGAUGUAUGCCUCAGGUGUUUUUGUUUUGUUUUUUUUCCCCCUCUGGUGUCCCACUUAUCCAGUGAUGGCUGAACCAUAGAGUGAAGAAUACCCAUACAUAUUUAUAUUGUUUAAAAUAAUGUUGCUUUGGAGGUUCUUAAGUUAUAGUCUGACACGUUCCUCACUUAGAUUUUGAAGCAUUAUGGGUUUUGAAGUUGUUUUGCUGGCACAGUAACUGCUCAUGAAUGAUUUAAGACUUUCAAAUGCACACAUUAAAGCCUAAGGUCUGGAAUGCAAAUUUUUAUUAUCACACAGAAGAAAGGUUACCAUUUUCCCCACAAGAUGCUAAAGCCAGUGUCUGAAAUAAGCAGACAGUAUAAACCCACAUGGGGUGUUUGUGGGUUUAUUUAUUUUGGUCCCAGGACAGUGUGUAUACCAGCAUUAUGUGCUCACAUGUAGCAUAUAAUGGGGACAGUCCGUGCCAGCUGCAUUCUGACUAGUUUGUGCUUAUUUUAUUAUAGCAGGUGGUGCUUGUAAGGAGGUAAGACAUUGCUGUGAAUUCCCCAGAGCAGACAAGUUGGCUACCAAAGGAGGAGGGGGGUUAUAGCACACAUGGAAAGAUUGCAUCAGAGAAAGCAUUUCAAACAACAAAAAAACCACCUUGCCACAAAGUGAAAUGGCUUGACCAGCUAAAUAUACAGCAAAAACGCAAAAGUUAAGAUUGAUUAAUAAUGUUGGUCGAAAAAAAUGAAUGAACUCAUUAAGCAAUAAGCUGUUAAAACAGGCUUGCAUGGGGGGAUUUUUUUUUUUUUCUUGUAAUCAUUAGUGAAUGGGCGGUUAGAACUAUUAGCUAAAAGUUGUGGAUAAAUAGGUAAUAAUCAAUAAAUGGUUAACUUUAACAUAAAGUAUUCUUAUUGUUGUAUUUAUAUAGAUAUGUAUAUAUUAAAUGUACUGUAAAUACCGUAUGUUCUGUUUCUGUACCACUAUUAUUUUUGCACCAUGACACCAAGACAAAUUCCUCAUGUGUGCAGAAACUUGGAAAUAAACAUAAUUCUGAGCUAAA
Messenger RNA from Oreochromis aureus, 5417 nucleotides. RefSeq names its product Mov10 like RISC complex RNA helicase 1 (gene mov10l1). The record is from RefSeq and is a predicted model, not a curated record. The transcript has 27 exons. Gene Ontology annotation, molecular function: helicase activity. The coding region runs from base 136 to 3588 and encodes 1150 amino acids. Lineage: Eukaryota; Metazoa; Chordata; Actinopteri; Cichliformes; Cichlidae.